Molecule: messenger RNA, 894 nt
Organism: Olea europaea var. sylvestris
Lineage: Eukaryota; Viridiplantae; Streptophyta; Magnoliopsida; Lamiales; Oleaceae
Product: vegetative cell wall protein gp1-like
Exons: 3
Coding region: 1-894 (297 amino acids)
Source: RefSeq, a predicted model, not a curated record
AUGUCACCAUAUGGACAAUAUCCACCAACACCAGGCAUGGGACCCUAUGCCUUUGCGUGUCAAUAUCAACCACCAGCAGGUCCAGGCAUGCCACCCCACUGGAAUGGAUCUCAAUAUCGACCACCUCCACCUCUACCACCAGCCUGUCCAGGCAUGCAACCCUACUGGAAUGGAUCUCAAUAUCCACCACCACCACCCCCACGUCCAGGCAUGCCACCCUACUGGAAUGGAUCUCAAUAUCCACCACCACCACCACCACCAGCAGGUCCAGGCAUGCCACCCUACUGGAAUGGAUCUCAAUAUCCACCACCACCACCAUCAUCUGGUCCAGGUAUGCAACCCGAUCAGUAUCCCCCAGCCACUGGUAAUCCAUACAACUAUCCUAUCCCGCCACCAAAUAAGGUUAAUUCCUCAUCUUUCAUAAAAGGAGUGGUUCUUGGGAAGCUUAUCUAUGGAAAUGAUGGGAUGACAAUUAUUCUCGUAUGCCUGAUAUAUGGAAGUUACACAUCACUUAUAAUAGUGAAUGAUACAUGCAAGUAUGAUGAAUUGGUUGAGCUUGUUGUUUCAGAGUUGGGGGCUUAUUCACGCAGAAGUAGCUAUUCAUGUCAGUCAACAUGUGCAUUGCAAUGUCUAGACUCAUCAACUACUUCCAUUGAGUCAUCAGCUAAUGUAUUUUGUUUACAACAAAUAGCUCAAGAUAUUUGUGACUCGAUUAUGACCGUUGAGAAAGGAAAUAUUGAAGAAGAUGUAACAUUAGUAUCUCAAGCAGAUGCUAGAGAAGUAGUUGAGGAAAAAGUUUUCCGCAACAAGAAAAUACCAAAAAUGAGCUUGGCCUUCUAUGCCAUACAAAACAAGUUUGAAUAUAAGGUGUUGAGAUUGGACAAGAAGGAGUAA